This is a messenger RNA of Fusarium redolens, 2322 nucleotides long. RefSeq lists its product as uncharacterized. Bases 1 to 2322 code for a protein of 773 amino acids. The transcript is spliced from 5 exons. Gene Ontology annotation, molecular function: protein binding. The record is from RefSeq and is a predicted model, not a curated record. Lineage: Eukaryota; Fungi; Ascomycota; Sordariomycetes; Hypocreales; Nectriaceae.
AUGGAGGCUGUUGGCGCUGGCGCCAGCAUUCUUUCCUUUAUCACUGUCGCCUUCUCAGUGACCAAAUCAAUUCACGAAGCUCUGUCAGCGAUCCAAGAUGGCCCUCAGAUCAUUCGUUUCCUCACCGAUGAGAUUGCCCAGCUCGAGAGUAUUCUACAACGGCUAUCGCAAGUGUCUUUUGUUUCCGUUGAUGACAUCGAUAAGUCUCAGUUAGAAAGUCUGGCGAGGAAAUGCAAAGACGACUUGACCGCACUUGACUCUCAACUGAAAUCCCUUGACGUUUCAGCCUCGGACGGUCGGAGAGGUCGUCUCUGGAGAAAGUUGAAGCUCUGUUUCUCAGAAAAGGACCUUGACCAGAUCCGGCAUGUUGUUAGAGGCCAUGUACAGCAUCUCACAGUUCGGCUCAAUCUUAUUCAGGUGCAACAAGGGUCGUUCACAGCGACACAAUUAACCCAAAUCUUUAGCCUUCUGCAACAACUAAAACAAGACAUCACAGCGCCACAAACAACUAACACGGCUACCCUGAUCACCGAGGAGGACUCAUCAUUCACUUCAGCAAGGGUGACGGAGAUGGAUGAUGAGGAGAUGGACUACGUACCUGAUAAAUCAUUAGAUGAGAGUAUAAGUCGUUUGAUGCGACUACUGGAGGAGAAACCAUGCGUGGUCGAGUCUGAUGAUUCAGAAGAGCUCCUUGGAGAUCUGGAGUAUCUUCUGGCAUGCAUCCGAAAAGAUGCAGAGCCUGUCGAGUCAGAAGGAACUUGUCAAAAUUCAAGAUUGUGGAGGCUGACGGACAAACAGUUCUUAAUUUCGCAAGAACUGAAACAAAAGACUAUUGAAACAGAUGACGGAGUUAUAACAGUUACGGCAGCUAAGAGACGCCCAAAAUCAGCUUCUCAAAUCGAAAGGGAACAAGGCAAAAAGGAGCCCAGAAGAGACUUCCUCGCAAAACUUACCUACACAUCCAAAAGCACAAAGAAGAUGCUUAUCUUGUCGGUGAAUCAGGGGCAGCUUUUGUUCAACAGUUCCAUCAACAUGUUGCCUUGCGUUACGGUCUGCAAUAUCUUACCCAGAGACUCUCUGGUAUUUGAUACAGCCCGAAGCGGAUCAGUCCAAGACCUUGUCGAACUAUUCGAAGGAGGGGAAGCCAGUAUCCAUGAUCAUGACACAUAUGGAUGGUCAUUACUCCAUCAUUCAGUAAGAAACCUCCCGGUCCUGAAGUUCCUGAUAGAACAGGGACUAGAUAUCGAUGAAGUCGCACCCCGACCCGAUCAGGACUACCAGAUGUAUGGCUCUUGCCUCAAUAACGCCUCAACUCCAUCUCAUCUCGCUCUUGUGCAUGGGGUUUCUGUAGGUCAUUACGAAGCCCUCCUUCAUGCAGGGGCUGAUGUGACUUUACAACAGACGCUACUUGUAAGUCCUUUUGUUUAUGCCAAUUCAAGCGCUUGGCAAAAUCAGGAUUUGAUUCCAAGAGUUUGCCUUAAUUCUUUCAUUGGAGGCGAUUCAGAACCACACCAGGCAUGUCAGCAAAUACGAUUACUCGUGGAGCAAGGCUACGACGUCAACAGCACUCUUAACGGACAAAUUUGCCUACACAACCUCUUUCUUAAAUCUCACAGUUGGCUCAGGUACCUACCAGAAUACAUGGAUCUCUUAUCAUAUCUUAUAGAGCAUGGUGCCGACGUGUAUGCCGAGGACUACGAAGGGUAUCAACCUUCGCACUAUGCUUACGGUGCCACGUGUGAGGCUUGUUACCUCUUCUGCACUUCAGCGAGAGGCGAUCUCUGGGAUGCAGCUCUGACUUAUGUCGGCUACGACAUUCUGGAAACUAGGAGAUUUUAUCCACGAAAAGCGCGGUAUAUUACCGGGUAUACUCGCGGAGAUUUUGAAAAGUUCUGGUAUGGGCAGGAGGGCAACUGUCCCUACUGGGACGAUCGACCGUGGCCGCCGACAUCUGAACAAGAUGAUGCGGCACGUUCCUCUUGGCCACCAAUGAGAGGGGAGCUAUGCGAACUGUGUAGAACCUGCGUGGACGACUUUGACUGUUUCAACUGCGGCGUUUGCUUGUCUUCUUUCCAGUUCUUUUGCGACGAUAGUAAUCAUCAACACAACCGAUUCUGCCCACGGGAGCAAAUUGCAGUCUGGAAACUACAGGAAGAUGGUGACGAGGUAUACUGGGAACUUGUGCCAUUCUCGGACAGCGAAUCAGAUUAUGAUGUCUCGUCUAGUGAAGAUUCAGAUGGUGGUGGAAUUUUGUUACAAGAUAGGCUUGAAGAAGCAUUUUCCGAUGCGCUAUCAGAAGGAGUUUCACGAUCUCUGGUAUAA